AUGGUAUCUCACGGUAUCAAGUUUGUCUUUUGGCGUUUUGUUUUGGCCGUUGUGGUUAUUGUAAUUUUCACUCCAAAGUUUAGUUCCGCCAAACAAUCUAAGUUAGUGGGCUUGAAAAUGAAUAUGAUUGAUCGAUGUUGGAGACCGAAUCCUGAAUGGAGGAGGUAUCGACAACAACUAGCUUUUUGCUCUAUUGGCUAUGUUGGAAAAAUGAUAAACAAUGUUGGUAAUGAUCUCAUACAUUAUAAAGUUAUUGACUCAAAUGAUGAUCCUAUAAACCCCAAACCAGGUACGUUGAGGUACGGAGCUUCUGUUAUUCAAGGUAAAGUGUGGAUCACAUUCCAAAAAGACAUGAACAUUAAACUCAUGAAACCUCUUCUCAUUAGUAGUUUUACCACCAUUGAUGGUCGAGGUGCUACCGUUCACAUUGCUGAUAAUGCAUGCUUGAUGAUAUAUAAGACCACCAACAUAAUUAUUCACAAUAUUCGAAUUCACCACUGCAAAGCUCAAGCCCCAGGGAUGGUGAUGGGGCCUAAUGGAAAGGUAAUUUCUUUGGGCCAAGUAGAUGGAGAUGCAAUAAGAUUGGUUACCGCUUCAAAAAUUUGGAUUGAUCAUAAUACACUUUAUAGUUGUGAAGAUGGUCUUCUUGAUGUUACACGAGGUUCUACUGAUGUGACAAUAUCAAAUAAUUGGUUUAGAGAACAAGAUAAGGUUAUGCUUCUUGGACACGAUGAUGGGUAUGUAAGAGACAAAAACAUGAAAGUUACUGUUGUAUACAAUCAUUUUGGACCUAAUUGCAACCAACGAAUGCCAAGGAUUCGUCAUGGAUAUGCACAUGUAGCCAAUAAUCUUUAUUUGGGGUGGAUGCAAUAUGCAAUCGGUGGAAGCAUGGGACCUAGCCUUAAGAGUGAAGCUAACCUUUUCAUAGCACCAAAGGUUGGGAGUAAGGAGGUAACAUGGAGAAAAGAUGGUUAUAAAAAUGUAGAUAAGUGGGAGUUUUAUUCAGUAAGAGAUGCUUUCGAAAAUGGGGCCUCUUUUGUGGUAACAAAAGGAGGAAGUGUGCCAAAACCGAAUUAUAACAAAGAACAAGGAUUUAAAGUUGUUGACGUCAAAUCUGUUAGAUCAUUGACAAGAUCAUCAGGCGCAUUUCGAUGUAGUAGAACCUCUAUAUGUUAAACACAAUAUAUAGAAGAACAGUCUUCAAAGAAAUCGUGCAUAACUCUGUAAAACAAAAGAAAAAGAAAGAAAAAAAGUCUACAUCACUAAUAUGAAAUUUAAACCCAAUAAAUGAUGAGGUUUUUUCAUUCUCAAAUGUAUGAAAACUCUAUUGUAUCAUAACUUUCGAUUCUCUAGCCUUGUAAUUUAUUUUAGGACUCUAUUGUAAUUUAAAUACAUGAGUAUGUUUAUUAGUGUAAUCAAAAGUAUGUUAUCAAUGGAAUGCAAAAAAUAAUUCUAAACACAAAUGUGGUUUGUACGUCAUAUUACUUAUAUUUUAGUAAAUAAUUGAUUACUCUUCCUCGUA
Cicer arietinum (chickpea) is the source of this 1522-nucleotide messenger RNA. Its product is annotated as probable pectate lyase 4. Gene Ontology annotation, molecular function: pectate lyase activity. The record is from RefSeq and is a predicted model, not a curated record. Lineage: Eukaryota; Viridiplantae; Streptophyta; Magnoliopsida; Fabales; Fabaceae.